Messenger RNA from Cuscuta campestris, 873 nucleotides. The record is from the annotation of a GenBank genome assembly. NCBI's taxonomy places the organism in Eukaryota, Viridiplantae, Streptophyta, Magnoliopsida, Solanales, Convolvulaceae.
UAUCCUUUCCUUCCUCCAUGCUGUAUAUAAUAGUACUUGGAAAUUGGAAAUAUCCAGAGAAAACAGGCCGGUGACUAAUUCGUUAUCCCUCCACCGCGUCAAAAAUUCCGGCGACUAUCCGAUCUCUACCCAACCAUCUCUAUGGCCAAAAUCAGGAAUCUAUCGGCGAUGACCAGUAUAGAAUGAGGAGGAGAAUCGUCAAAGUUCAAUCAUCAUGCCAGUCUCCUGCCCUGACAUCUUCUCCGAUCUGCUCUGCGGAGAGGAUUCCGGUAGCGUCUUCUCUGGAGGCGUUGGAGAGUCGCCGGAGUACUCAUCAUCGGAUCUUACAGAAUCUCCUCUUGCCGAUCCCGAUCUCGACGAAUCCAUCGCCGGUCUAAUUAACGACGAGCGAAAUUUCGUCCCUGGAAUUGACUACGCCGAGCGAUUACAUUCUCAAUCAAUUGACGCCGCCGCCAGAGGCGACUCCGUCAAUUGGAUUCUGAAGGUGCAGCAACGCUACGGUUUCCAGCCACUGACGGCGUACCUUGCCGUCAAUUACUUUGAUCGUUUCAUCUACGCUCGCCGCCUACCUGUAAAUUAAUAUCUCUCAUUCGUUUUCGUUUUUAAUUUCACUUCGAAAAAGGAAGACGAUGACUUAAAAAAGGGAUAAUACGGAGGAGUAUUUAUAAAAUUUAUCUUUAGACUUUUUUUUGUUCAUUUCAAAAUUAAUUUUCAUCUUGUUUACAUUUUUUAGGCAUACAAUUUUCAUCAUUUAAUUACGGGGUAUUUUCCCCUCAUAGUGAUCUUUUAUUUAGAAAGAGAGUAAUGGGUAAAGGUAAAAGAGACUCUCUUUAAAAAUUAUCUUUUUGUUGCGAAUAAUUAAUUUUCAAAUAA